UACAUCAGAGCUCCCAGCAACAACAGUGACUACUGCAGCAGAGAUCCCUCCUUCUCUCGUAGAGUCAGGGCAGGGAGAAGCAGCCAGAGGAAGCUCCUGCUUAGGUGGGAGGGGGAAGGGUUAGGAAAGAGAGAUGGGAGAAAGGAGGGUUGUGAUGGAAAGAGGAGGGUAGAGUUGAGCCCAUUGAAAAUUUUCGACGAGGCAGCUGUAACCCUGUCUGCCUGGGAUAUUUGCACAGCUCCUUUCCUCAAGUGGCCUAGAGGCUGGGACUUGGUGGUCCUGCUGAAAGCUGCACCCAUGUCUAAGGGAGGAGGGGAAAUGGUGUACAUCCCAGAUGACUCGGACUUCAACACUUUCCGGGAUGAGUGCGAGAGCCAGGAAGGCUGGAACAGCCAGUAUAACAAGAGCGGCGUGGCUGUGUGGAGCCAGGGACAUGAAGAGAGCAAGACCAUCCAGAAAAUCAAGAUGCAGAUCGCCUGCAGGGAUGUGCCUCCAGAGACCCUCUAUGAUGUGCUACAUGACACCCACUACCGCAAGAAAUGGGACUCCAAUAUGAUAGAGACCUAUGACAUUGGGCGCCUGACUGUCAACGCAGAUGUGGGAUAUUACUCCUGGAGGUGCCCAAGCCCUCUAAAGAACAGAGACUUUGUUACCUUGCGCUCCUGGUUGCCCCUUGGCAAUGACUACAUGAUCAUCAACUACAGUGUCAAGCAUCCGAAGUAUCCACCCCGGAAGGACUUUGUGAGGGCUGUAUCCCUGCAGACAGGUUACCUGAUCAAGGCAACUGGCAAUAGUGGCUGCAUCCUUUAUUACCUCACCCAAGUGGACCCUCGAGGUUCGUUACCAAAGUGGGUGGUGAAUAAAGCAUCACAGUAUGUGGCACCAAAGGCAAUGAAGAAGAUCUACAAGGCUGGGCUAAAGUAUCCAGAGUGGAAACGAAAGCAUAACCCUGAUUUUAAGCCUUGGGUGUACCCAGAACAGAACACGCUGCCCAGUAUCAGCCUAGCGGAGCUCUCCUUGCAGCAUGCUGACUCACUGGAAAAUAUUGAUGAGAGUGGCCUGACCGAAGACAAGAUGUGCAUCAGUGAUGGUGAGGCCUGAGACUAGCCACCACCAACACCUGGAUGUGCAGCUCAUCACCUUCCUAUGUCCUCGAUGCAAGCCUUCUAUCCCUACAGAAUACAGCAGUCUUCACAUUAAUUCUCUCCAAACUUGGCCACAGAGCUCCCUGCCCUCCACUGACCCAGGGUGGUAUUAUUGCUUCUAAGCUGUGCAUUUUUCAUCUGGGAGCUCUAUCUUGAGAGCAAAUGUGCCCAAUUUGUCUCCUUCCCUAUUUGUCUAUCUCCCCAUAAAUUAUGCCCUAGCUUACAGAUGGGAAAGAGUCCCAAUUAUUCAUGGACUCAUACUUUUCUGGUGGUCAUGCCUGUUCCCUAGCAUUUCACAAAGCAGGAAAUGUAUGGGAAAGGAUUGACUAGUUGGGAUAUCCUUUCAGCACAGACUAUAGAGAACACUCAAGGUUGUGGCAAUAGCUUAGGGGAACUCUCUCACAAGGCUUUGCAUUCAGAGCUUUUGGACAGUUCAACAGGAUUAGGAGGAGCAUCUGUCCUCACCAGUACGAUUUAUUGGAUUAUUCCUCACAAGUUUAAAUUUGGUUGUGCAGUUGCAUUGAUCACAGACCACUCUGUGCCUUUAGGCUUCUCCUCUUCCAUCAGCAGGACCCUAGACCC
Molecule: messenger RNA, 1727 nt
Organism: Hemicordylus capensis (graceful crag lizard)
Lineage: Eukaryota; Metazoa; Chordata; Lepidosauria; Squamata; Cordylidae
Product: START domain-containing protein 10-like
Exons: 6
Coding region: 298-1101 (267 amino acids)
Molecular function (GO): lipid binding
Source: RefSeq, a predicted model, not a curated record